AAUUUAUUUCAUAUUUUUUAGAAUUCACCCCAACUCCCUUGCUUGGUUCUAGUUGUUGGCAUCCAGUUAUGUGGAAAGAUCCACCUAAACCACCACAACCCAAAAAAAAGAAAACUAAAACCAUAACCGAUGAGGAAGGCAAUGAAGUUGUAAUCGAAUUGAGUGAAGAUGAAUCUUCUGAUGAGGAAGAGGAGAAAGAGUUGCCACACUAUCGUAUUAUACGCAACAUAAGACGUUUCUUUACGGAAGUGGGUGAAAAUCAAGAACUUAAGAAUCGCGUUAUUGAAGACAUGCUACUGGCUCUUCCAAGUGCUUCUAAGAUGCAAAAAAAUUAAAAGCAGCAAAGUUUUGCAAUAUAAAAUAAACUCUAAUUAUUAACAAAUUAAAUGUAAAA
Messenger RNA from Teleopsis dalmanni, 394 nucleotides. RefSeq lists its product as uncharacterized. Bases 69 to 335 code for a protein of 88 amino acids. The transcript has 2 exons. NCBI's taxonomy places the organism in Eukaryota, Metazoa, Arthropoda, Insecta, Diptera, Diopsidae. The record is from RefSeq and is a predicted model, not a curated record.